AUGCCAACAACAAUUGCUCCUCUGGUGGCCGCACUCAUCCUGGCCACACUCAGCCCACUUUCCACAGCUGCACCUAUCGAAGUCGAUCUUGGCUACGUCGGUAUUCGCGGGUUCAGCAAUGACACUCUGGGCGUCAACUCCUAUCUCGGAAUUCCGUUCGCUGCGCCUCCUACCGGAAACCUCAGAUGGCGCGCCCCAGUACCUAUUGAGAGCCAGAACAAUUAUACCAAGGGACAGGUACUGAACGCCACAUCUCACUCCUUCCAAUGUGUUCAAGGCUAUCCUCAAUGGACACAGGCAGUGCCCAUCUUGCAAUCAGCUUUUGCCGCCACAGGUGGUGAUAUAAAAAGUAGCGAAGACUGUCUCCAACUUGAUAUUUUCACUCCAUCUGAUGUGGAAGCGGUCAAUCUUCCUGUCCUCCUCCAUAUACAUGGCGGCGGUUAUACUCUCGGCAACGGAGCCAACGCUGGUGGAUCGAAUUUUGUAAACCGCUCGGACGGGAGUAUCAUCUUUGUCUCGAUCCAGUAUCGCCUAGGCGGCUAUGGCUUCCUCUCUGCUGACACAGUUCAAGAAGACGGGUCUGCGAAUGCAGGCUUGCUCGAUCAAAGAGCUGCUAUGCAAUGGGUUCAACGUAACAUCCGCGCUUUCGGCGGUGAUCCAGCCAAGGUCACCAUCUGGGGAGAAAGCGCAGGUGGUGGGUCCGUGGUGAACCAAGUCGUCAUGUAUGGUGGCGAGCCCGAGCCGCCGUUCAGGGCAGCGAUCUCGUCGUAUGCUGGCAUGUUGACAUAUAAGAACCAGACUAUCCUCAAUGCGCAGUAUGCCGAUAUGCUGUCGGCAAGUAAUUGCUCUACUCUAUCUUGCCUUCGGUCUUUGUCCGAGCACUCUCUUAAGGAUGCCGUCGAUUCAUCCUACAAGUCUGGCUACAAAUCUGGUCUUUACGCAUAUGGCGACUUUUACUACAACCCAGUCCUUGACGGUAAAAUCAUACAAGAUUAUCCCACCCAGGAGCUCGCAGCUGGACAUUUCUCAAAGGUCGCUCUCAUGUGCGAUCAUACAUCGUACGAAGGCGCAGCGUUUACGAACUUCAGUAUCAACACCAUUGAACAAACGCAAUCCAAUCUGGAUAAGUUGUGGCCGACAGCUGGCCCUGCUUUCUUCCGCCGUCUGAACCAGCUCUAUCCCACAAGUGCUUUUACCGGCAGAUUUUUCAGUGAUCCGUUCUUCGACUCGGGUAUUCUGACCUUUCUCUCAUCAGCUCUGAAUGUGACCGGUCUGACCACAAAUUCCAUCUACUGGCGCGCUCAAGCCAUCUACGGCGAUUUCCUUUUCAAUUGUCCGACCUACAAUCUCGCCGCCACGUUUGCCAAUGCCGGCCUACCUUCUUACAAGCUGAUAUUCAACGCCGGCACUCAGAUCCAUGGAGCCAUGGCGCCUUUCCUUACCUCUUCACCAAAAGACACCGAGGAUCCAAGCCUGUCGGCCAAAAUGCAGGACUACUGGCUCGCGUUUGUCAAGUACAUGGAUCCAAACGACGCUUCUUCUGGCGUGCAGAGACCUUAUUGGCCCACCUACCUCGAAAGCGGCAAUAACGCGACCGCUUUCUCCAUCUUGCAAGUCAAUGGCAGCGAGGUGCGUGCCGUGGCAGACAAGGAAGCAAAUUCCCGUUGCGACUUUAUGCUUGGGAAGUCUGCCCAAGUAUGGAACUAA
Aureobasidium subglaciale EXF-2481 is the source of this 1707-nucleotide messenger RNA. RefSeq lists its product as uncharacterized. Lineage: Eukaryota; Fungi; Ascomycota; Dothideomycetes; Dothideales; Saccotheciaceae. The transcript has 3 exons. The record is from RefSeq and is a predicted model, not a curated record. The coding region runs from base 1 to 1707 and encodes 568 amino acids.